This is a messenger RNA of Penaeus chinensis, 960 nucleotides long. RefSeq lists its product as uncharacterized. The record is from RefSeq and is a predicted model, not a curated record. The annotation marks the transcript as partial. NCBI's taxonomy places the organism in Eukaryota, Metazoa, Arthropoda, Malacostraca, Decapoda, Penaeidae. The transcript has a single exon.
UCAUCUUCACCUUCAUCUUCAUCUUCACCUUCAUCUUCACCUUCAUCUUCAUCUUCACCUUCAUCUUCAUCUUCACCUUCAUCUUCACCUUCAUCUUCACCUUCAUCUUCAUCUUCACCUUCAUCUUCAUCUUCACCUUCAUCUUCACCUUCAUCUUCAUCUUCACCUUCAUCUUCAUCUUCACCUUCAUCUUCACCUUCAUCUUCAUCUUCACCUUCAUCUUCACCUUCAUCUUCAUCUUCAUCUUCAUCUUCACCUUCAUCUUCAUCUUCACCUUCAUCUUCAUCUUCAUCUUCAUUUUCAUCUUCAUCUUCAUCUUCACCUUCAUCUUCAUCUUCACCUUCAUCUUCACCUUCAUCUUCACCUUCAUCUUCAUCUUCAUCUUCAUCUUCAUCUUCACCUUCAUCUUCACCUUCAUCUUCAUCUUCACCUUCAUCUUCAUCUUCACCUUCAUCUUCACCUUCAUCUUCACCUUCAUCUUCAUCUUCACCUUCAUCUUCAUCUUCACCUUCAUCUUCACCUUCAUCUUCACCUUCAUCUUCAUCUUCAUCUUCAUCUUCAUCUUCACCUUCAUCUUCAUCUUCAUCUUCACCUUCAUCUUCAUCUUCAUCUUCAUCUUCACCUUCAUCUUCAUCUUCACCUUCAUCUUCAUCUUCACCUUCAUCUUCAUCUUCAUCUUCAUCUUCACCUUCAUCUUCAUCUUCAUCUUCACCUUCAUCUUCACCUUCAUCUUCAUCUUCAUCUUCAUCUUCAUCUUCACCUUCAUCUUCAUCUUCAUCUUCAUCUUCACCUUCACCUUCAUCUUCAUCUUCAUCUUCAUCUUCAUCUUCACCUUCAUCUUCAUCUUCAUCUUCAUCUUCAUCUUCAUCUUCAUCUUCAUCUUCAUCUUCAUCUUCACCUUCAUCUUCAUCUUCACCUUCAUCUUCAUCUUCAUCUUCAUCUUCAUCUUCAUCUUCACCU